AUGGAUUUUGGACGUCGACUCCCGCUUAACGUUCUUAAGGAGAGAGCUAGGACUGAACCAGAUCGCCACUGGGUUUAUAUACCGCGGACUUCAGACCCAAAGGAUGGUUGGGACACUCUCACAUUUGCACAUCUUGCAAAGGCCGUCAAUCGCUCUGCAAAUGAGAUUCUCGCCUUUGGUGGUGUGCCACCCCCAGGCGCAUUCCCCACCAUAGCGUACAUCGGCACCAAUGACUCUCGUUAUAUUUCUUUCGCCUUCGGUGCCAUUAAGGCUGGGUAUAAGGCCCUAUUCAUCUCUCCUCGAAACUCGACAGAAGGUCAAGUCCGACUUUUCCAAAACACAGAUUGCCAUUUGAUUGCCCAUUCCCCUGAAUUCCAGGGAGCCGUUGACUUAUGGAAGAAGGAACAUGAUAUGAAAAGUUUCGUGGUCGCCCCUGAGCGAGAUUGGUAUUCCGGCAACGAGUCAACUCAUAUUGAUUAUGAGAAAACCUUCGAAGAAGGUGAAUGGGAACCCUUCGCCGUCCUUCACACUAGCGGAAGUUCUGGCUUCCCGAAACCAAUUAUAUCCAGACAAGGAUGGUUCACCUCUAUUGACGCAUUCUGUAAUGUGCCUCCAAAAAAUGGCGUCCACAUGUGGACCAUAGAAGUGGCUCGCAUAGCAAGCAAAAUGAUUCUCCCGAUGCCGUUUUUCCAUGCGGCCGGGUUGUACCUUGGUACAUACCUGGGCGUAAUGGGUGGAAAGCCAGCUGUACUCCCCAUUCCCUCGAAACCCCUGACAGCCGACUUGGUAGCCGAUUACAUCAAUUAUACCGGUAGCAAUCAUACCUUACUGCCGCCUUCGAUUUUAGAAGAUAUGAGCCACACUCCCGCGCAUGUUGAAGCAUUGAAGAAACUGGAUCUCGUCAUGUUCGGUGGUGGUAAUUUAAACGCUCGAGUGGGAGACAAUCUCGCAAAACAAGGAAUCAAACUUUUGAAUAUGAUAGCCGCGACUGAAAUGCCGUACCCCAUUUACUUCCAGUCAGAUCCGAACUUGUGGCGAUACUUCCAUUUUGAACCGGAGCUAGGCGGGCUGGAUUUCCGCCCAACCUCCACAGAUAAAGAUACCUACCAGCUUUUCGUCAAUCGCAGGGAGAAGUACCCAGGUAUCCAAGGGGUCUUUUACACUUUCCCAGAAAUCGAGGAGUACGAUACGAAAGAUUUAUUCCGUCCGCAUCCCGAAUUAAAGGAUCACUGGGUGUAUGCAGGACGAGCCGAUACCGUCAUAGUCUUCUCCAACGGUGAGAAGCUCAAUCCCCUUAGCAUCGAGGAAAACGUGAGUGAGCAUCUCGCCCUCAAAGGUGUUCUAGUCGUUGGACAAGAUCGCUUCCAGCCUGCGAUUAUUCUUGAGCCUGUGGCUCAGCCAAAGACCGAUUUGGAAAGAGAAGAAUUGAUUGAGAGCGUGUGGCCUCUGAUUGAAGAGGCAAACAAGGAAACUGUAGCCCAUGGGCGCAUAGAACGCGGUUUUGCCAUGAUAUCAAACCCAGAGAAGCCGUUCUUACGCGCAGGCAAAGGUACCAUCCAGCGAAUCCUCACUGCCGAUCUCUACAAGGAAGAGACGGAUGAAUUAUAUGCCAAAGCAGAAAAGGCUCAAGAAGCCAAUGCACCCAACUUGGAUGUUAGUUCAGAGGCAAGCCUCCUAGAGUCUCUGCAGCAGCUUUUUACUACAAGACUCGAAGUCCCGGAGUUGAGCCCUGAGACAGAUAUCUUCAGCGUCGGCGUCGACUCCCUACAAGUAAUCAACGCUACUCGCUUGAUAAAUGCCGGGUUAAAGGCAUCUGGGGUCGACUUAGGCCCUUCCACCCUAGCGCCUCGCGCCAUUUACUCUAACCCGACGUACAAAGGUCUCGCUGCGUAUCUCUAUGAUCUAAUCCAGACUGGAGGGGCACAAGAGGUGGAUGACUUCGAGCAAGCUGAAAAAGAGAUGAAAGCGCUGAUCGAAAAGUAUACGAAAGAUUUACCACCCGCAAACACAAACAAGCCACCUCCACUUGACGAGGGCCAGACUGUUGUGGUUACAGGUACCACAGGAGGCCUAGGUUCCUAUCUAUUGCAUUUGUUGAUUGCUAGGGAAAAUGUCAAGAAGGUUAUUUGCCUGAAUCGCUCCAAGGACGCUGUAUCACGUCAAAUCCAGAGCUUCAAUGAGCGUGGACUCAACGCGGACUUCAGCAAGGUCGAGUUCCUCCAUGCGGAUUUAUCGCAGCCUGACUUUGGACUUGGACGGGAUGUCUACGGUAAACUUCUAGCCUCCGUCGACCGAAUUAUUCACAAUGGCUGGCCGGUCAAUUUCAACAUUGCCCUCUCGACCUUUGAACCGCACAUCCGCGGAGUGCGCAACUUCGUUGACUUCAGCACUAAGGCGGUUAAGCGAGUCCCAAUCAUAUUCAUCUCCAGUAUCGGAACCGCGGAUAAUUGGCAAGGCGAAGUGCCGGAAGCCGCAAUCACCGACUUUACCGCGGCCGCAGGAAACUAUGGACGUUCCAAGCAAGUUAGUAGUCUGAUACUAGAUGAAGCGGGAAGGGUUUCCGGUGUCCCCGCGGCUAGUAUCCGUGUUGGCCAGAUCGCUGGGUCAAGAUACGAAAAGGGGCUUUGGAAUAAGCAAGAGUGGCUGCCCUCCAUUAUUGCCUCUUCUGUGUACCUAGGGGUUCUCCCUGGCAACAUAGGCCAACUUAAUACAGUGGACUGGAUGGCCAUUGAAGACGUCGCGAAUCUAGUCCUCGACGUAUCAGGAGUCGGGGAGCGUCUGCCGGUUGAUAAAAUAUCCGGCUACUUCCACUCCGUCAAUCCCGAGACAACUAGCUGGCAGGACAUGGUCCAGGUCGUGAAAAACUUCUACGGAGAUCGGAUCAAGAAGAUCGUAGACUUUAAGGAAUGGAUUGAGAUCCUAAAGGCUAGUCAGGAGACCACGGAGGACAUAACCAAGAAUCCUGGAAUCAAGCUCAUCGAUUCGUAUGAGGGCUUUCUCAAAGGGGCUCAAAUGCAAUUUGCGAUGGAGAGAACCAAGUCCUACAGCAGCACGGCUAAGAACCUUAAGGCCGUAACACCGGAGAUGAUGCGCCACUGGUGCAAGCAAUGGAACUUCUAAGACAUUUUGCGGGGUACUAGCUAACAUAGUGUUAGCUAAAGCGGACGACUUCUUGGAUAUUUGUGGCGUUAGGCCCGGACUUCUAAGGUACGGUAGAUAGACAUGCAGAUAGUCAUAGGAAAUAGUUUAGA
Molecule: messenger RNA, 3251 nt
Organism: Hypoxylon trugodes
Lineage: Eukaryota; Fungi; Ascomycota; Sordariomycetes; Xylariales; Hypoxylaceae
Product: acetyl-CoA synthetase-like protein
Exons: 6
Coding region: 1-3120 (1039 amino acids)
Source: RefSeq, a predicted model, not a curated record